AUGAAUAAUACAACAUCAACAGAUUUAUAUUAUUAUAUUGAAAUAACAAAAAUAAUAUCAAAAACUAUCUCACCGUUUAUACUGAUAUUAUGUUUUGUUGGCAAUCUAUUAUCAUUUCUGGUACUAAUUAACCGUCGUUUACGUAAACAAACAACGGCAUGCUAUUUAGCUGUUCUAUGUGUAAUUGAAAUUGGAACAUGUUUUACGGGUCUACUAAGACAAUUUUUAAUUGAUGCAUUCAAAAUUGAUAUACGAACAAUGGAACAUUUUAUUACAAAUCCAUAUUAUCGUACAUGGACAUGUCGUAUUCAUAUUUACUUGACUUAUGUCUUUCUUCGUUUAUCACCCGUGCUUCUCGUCAUUGUGACGAUGCAACGGUAUUUUUAUGUAUCAAAAAAGUCGAUAUGUACACAAAAAAGUGUAUUUAUUCAAUUGUUUUUAAUAAUUACUAUUGUUUGUUUAUGUGAAUCACAUUUUUUCAUUUAUUAUGAAUAUACGUUAUCGGAUACACGACCGAAAUCUGAGCUAAAAAUGGAAUGUACAGUAGAUAAAGAACGAUACAAAACUUAUUACAAAUUUCGUAGUGAAUAUUACGGAAAAAUAUCGUUGUUUCUAUUCACACUAUUACCAUUUGUACUCAUGGUCAUAUUCAAUGGUCUUCUAAUACGCACCAUUCAUCAGUCAACCAAACGUAGUCAAAGUAAAAAAUCAUCAAAAAAACGAAAUAUUACACGAAUGCUACUAACUGUUAGUCUAUUUUAUACCACUCUCACAUCACCAGCGAGCAUUUACAUUGCCGUUGCACCACCAAAAUAUCAAUUAUUACCAUGGUAUGUCAUACAAUGGACAUUGUUAAGACUGCUCUUUUAUCUCUGUCAUUCGGUCAACUUUUUACUGUACUGUGCUAGUGGCUCAACAUUCCGUCAGGACUUUUUAGCGAUGAUUUUAUGCCAUACGUCAUCAUCAUUACAACAUCGUCAUACAGCUCGCCAUCAUCCUCAACAACAACAACAACAACAAUUACCAUCGACUUUUUCAAAAAUAGCCUGUUGUUGUUUAUGUUCAAAACGAGAACGAACCCAUGCGCUAAUAGAAUUUUCAGAUUACUUACCAAAAGAACGAGCUGGAGAUACGAUGAUAAAUUCAUAA
Didymodactylos carnosus is the source of this 1149-nucleotide messenger RNA. Lineage: Eukaryota; Metazoa; Rotifera; Eurotatoria; Philodinida; Philodinidae. The record is from the annotation of a GenBank genome assembly.